AUGGACAUUGACUCCGUUCCCGUCUCACCAGAGAGAAAGCGCAAAAAUAGAGAAAAGGACGGCCACUCAGCCAAAAAGCGCAAACAUGAAGUGAGCAACUACGCCGCGCAACCGGAGGCAGAAGAGUCUUCGCCAAAGCCCAAGAAGAAAGAAAAGAAGGAUAGGGAACACAAGAAACAUAAGCAUCAUGAUGACUUCGAGCCAUCUGCGCCGACGCUACCAGCUUCCCCCAAUCCACGAUCACAAAUUACCAAGAAGCACAAACAUCAGUCCCCAGCAACCCAGGAUGAUGAAGAAGAAGAACCCCCAACAACCUCCAGAAAACCUCUCACUAAGGCCUCCGCAUCACGAUUGGAAUCCACAUCCACAGACUCGAUGGAAUCCUCCCCCUUCCACCUCAUAACCGCAACGCUCUACGUUCCUCUGUCUCCAAUCUCCAUCUCCCCAACGCACGCACUCUCCUCCCUACAAGCUGAACACCUCUCUCCGCUCCUACUUACCUACUUCCCACCCGUCCGCGGCAUCGUGCUCGCCUACUCUAACGCCUCCAUAUCCUCCACUCCUCCCUCGCCAUCCUCCCCGUCAACCCCGCACAACCCGGAUGAGAGCCCAAAGCCACAACCGUUAACCCUCGCCAUGAGCGCGGGUGAGUACGGCGUCCUUUACGUCUACCUGACAGCCACAUUUUUGGUGUUUCGCCCAGAGCGCGGACAGCCGCUCGAGGGGUGGAUAAACGUUCAAUCCGACGGCUUCCUUGGCGCCGUGGUGUACAAUCUUUUCUCCGUCGGGAUUGAGCGGCGCCGGCUCCCCGCUGACUGGAGAUGGGUGGCGCCGGGCCAGGAGUCGACUACAUCAACAUCGGAAGCGGUUGCGCCUAAAGAUCGUGGCGGCAGUGUUGGCGUCGGCGUCGACGACGAUGACGAUGACGACGACGAGGACAAGUCUUCAGACUUCGAUUCUGAUAAGGAGAAUUUCCGCCCCCUGCCUGCGUCGUCCGCUGCGAUGCUUGACCACAGCACCCAGUAUCAGAGCAAUGGCGGCUUGGAGCCACCGUUCGAAGCAUUCGAGGAUGCCUCGGCGGGUUACUUCCAGACACGCUCGGGGCGACGGGUUCGCGGGAUGGUCCGCUUCCGUGUAAGAGAUGUGGAUGUCAUUCCCGGUGCGGAGCAUGAUAAGGGUUUUAUAAGCAUUGAAGGGACGAUGCUGAGUCCUGAGGAGGAGGCGAAGCUGGUGGAGGAGGAGCGUAAGAGGGCUGGGUUUGCUCCUUCCUCGUCCUCGUCAGCGGUUGCGGCGGCGGCGGCAGGAGUAUCGGGUGGAAGUGGCAAUGCUGCACCUCGGCAGGCGGUGAUGUCCGGUGGCCUGGGGACAUCGAGUGCUUCUACUGCUUCUGCUGCUGUUGAAACCGAGGAAGAACCGGACGCGGAGAUACCCGUGCGGCGGAAGAAGGGGAAAGAGAAGGAAAAGGAGAAGGAGAAGAAGAAGAAGAAGAAAGAAAAGAAGACGACUCUGUGA
Messenger RNA from Histoplasma capsulatum G186AR, 1512 nucleotides. RefSeq names its product DNA-dependent RNA polymerase I subunit A43. The record is from RefSeq and is a predicted model, not a curated record. Gene Ontology annotation, cellular component: RNA polymerase I complex. Lineage: Eukaryota; Fungi; Ascomycota; Eurotiomycetes; Onygenales; Ajellomycetaceae. Bases 1 to 1512 code for a protein of 503 amino acids. The transcript has a single exon. Gene Ontology annotation, biological process: DNA-templated transcription initiation.